AAAUCAGUUUUGUUAGAAUUUUAGACCUAAUUUUAUGUGGGCUGUGUUUCAGUUAUUUCUAAAUUUCUUUCAGGAAAAUCCAGCUAUGGCUGUAGCAAUCAAAACAUGUAAAAACUGCACCUCAGACAGCGUUAGAGAAAAGUUCCUACAAGAAGCCUUAACAAUGCGUCAGUUUGAUCAUCCUCACAUUGUGAAGCUCAUUGGAGUUAUUACAGAAAACCCAGUGUGGAUAAUCAUGGAGCUCUGUACGCUUGGAGAGCUGAGAUCGUUUUUGCAAGUAAGAAAAUUCAGCUUGGACCUGGCCUCCCUGAUCCUCUACGCUUACCAGCUUAGCACAGCACUUGCUUACUUAGAGAGCAAAAGAUUUGUACAUAGAGAUAUUGCUGCUAGAAACGUGCUGGUAUCUGCCACUGACUGUGUGAAAUUGGGUGACUUUGGCUUAUCCCGAUACAUGGAAGACAGUACUUACUAUAAAGCUUCCAAAGGAAAGUUACCUAUCAAAUGGAUGGCUCCAGAGUCAAUCAACUUCCGACGGUUUACCUCAGCAAGUGAUGUGUGGAUGUUUGGUGUGUGUAUGUGGGAGAUCCUGAUGCAUGGGGUAAAGCCCUUCCAGGGAGUGAAAAAUAAUGAUGUUAUUGGUCGGAUUGAGAACGGUGAGCGGCUGCCCAUGCCUCCAAACUGCCCUCCCACCCUCUACAGCCUUAUGACCAAGUGCUGGGCAUACGACCCUAGUAGACGACCCAGGUUUACUGAACUUAAAGCACAACUCAGUACAAUACUGGAGGAGGAGAAGCUGCAGCAAGAAGAACGAAUGAGAAUGGAAUCCAGGCGACAAGUCACAGUAUCCUGGGACUCAGGAGGAUCAGAUGAAGCUCCUCCCAAGCCUAGCAGGCCUGGUUACCCCAGCCCAAGGUCCAGUGAAGGGUUUUAUCCGAGUCCUCAGCAUAUGGUACAGCCAAAUCACUACCAGAACAAAAUUGAGUUUGGUGAAUUGAGCCUAGUAGGUUUCCUCCAGAUGGUAAUUAUUUCCAUAUCUGAUGUAGUGCUCAAAUUCCUAAAACUGAAGUGA
Messenger RNA from Meleagris gallopavo (turkey), 1069 nucleotides. The record is from RefSeq and is a predicted model, not a curated record. NCBI's taxonomy places the organism in Eukaryota, Metazoa, Chordata, Aves, Galliformes, Phasianidae.